GAUGAGAGAGAGAGAGAGAGAGAGAUGUUAGUUGUUGCCUUGCCUUGUUGCUUUGUUGGUGGGGGUUGUUCUUUCGAUUUCCAGGGUUUGUUGAGAGAAGGAGCAAGAAAACUAGGGUUUUUUUAAGGCCUUUCUAGGGUUCGAUUCGAUCGAGAGGGGGACAGAUAAGGAAUCGCUUGCGGAGGAGGAAUCGUCUUUAUUCGUCUCCGCGUGGAUUUUCCGGUUUGAUCGAGGUAGAUCCGGUGGAAUCCGGUUUAGAAUAUGUUCGUUUUUCGGUUCGAUCUGUCUCUGAGGAAUCAUUUUAGUUCGAAUUCUCUUCGAAAUUCCAUUGUCAAAUCGUUGAUUCUAUCGUGUUCCCGCUUUCUUUGGGAGGACAAUAGAGUUUCUUGGGUUUUUUCGCUUUGAUUUCUCGGGAUUAUUGUUCAGCUGCUGAGGGAUUCAGCGUUGUUUGGUAUAUAUUAGGACACAAAUUAAAGGGGACAGAAAUUACGGUUUUUAAGAAAAGGAGGGGGACUUUUUGUGAUUUUCUUUGUAUAUAUUUGUAAGAUUAAAUAUCUGGAGAUUAUUGUUUCCCGUAUAGAUGUUUUCAGAAGUUUGAUCCAUCGGAUUUACGUUCCGGUGACAGCCGCUGAGGCCAUUUGUGUUUCGUAAAGGGGGUGAUUUGACUUUAUUCGCCUGUGGAUUCGAUCGGAGGCAUGUAUAUCGAAGAAUUGAAGGAAGGGGGGUUGGAAAGUGGAGAGGAGUUAGUUUCUGAUGUUUGCCGUAACGGAAUUUCUGUAUCAAGUGCAAAAAGGGCUCUGAUUGGAGCCGGGGCUCGUAUUCUUUUCUACCCAACUCUUCUGUAUAAUGUUGUCCGAAAUAAGAUUCAGUCCGAGUUUCGAUGGUGGGAUAGAGUCGACGAGUUUGUAUUGUUAGGUGCUGUUCCAUUUCCUACUGAUGUUCCACACUUGAAACAACUUGGUGUUCGUGGAGUGAUAACACUAAAUGAGCCAUAUGAGACUUUGGUUCCCACUUCUUUAUAUCAUGCACAUGGUAUUGAACAUUUGGUGAUUCCCACAAGAGAUUACUUAUUUGCUCCAUCAUUUGGAGACAUAUGCAAAGCUGUAGACUUUAUACAUAAGAAUGCAUCUUCUGGGAAAACAACGUAUGUUCACUGUAAAGCUGGUCGGGGACGAAGUACAACCAUUGUUCUCUGUUAUUUGGUUGAACACAAACAAAUGAGUCCUGAUACUGCAUACGAGUAUGUAAGAUCAAUUAGGCAAAGGGUGCUUUUAGCAUCUUCCCAGUGGCAGGCUGUUCAAGAAUACUACCAUCAAAAAGUGAAAAGGACUGCAGUAUCCAGCUUCUGGUUGCGUAGUCCAAUUGUGAAAACUUCCACUCAUCCCCGGGACAUAAUGGCAUUUGAUGAUGGAUCUGUGGUGGUGGUAACAAAAGCAGAUCUUGAUGGGUAUGAUGAGAGCAAUGGAUCGAAUGUUGUGGGCAAUGAGAUAUGGGCAGAAUUGAGCCUGGUGUACAGGGUUCAGUUUGCUAGUCAGGCAGCUCUGGCUAGGCUUUCCUGUCUAUGGCUGCGGUGCCAUGCCCGUCAGAAGAUAUCGGGGGAGAAGCUUGGCAGGGAGAGCAGCUAUUCUGUGGGGGCAGACCAGAUGGGGGGACUCGAUGUAGACAUUCAUGUCUAUUAAGAGGUCUUGGUGAUGUAAUUGUAAAGAGUGUUAUAAAAUGCCUUUUUCUCCUUUUUUUUUUUUUUUCUUGUAUUCCCGUUCAUGUUUUGUAAGACGGGCGAUAAUAAGAAAGUCUUUUCCUUUUUUUUUUUUUUCGCGUUUCCUAAAAUCAAGUAAAUGUAUUUGGGCAUUCACUCACCGAGGGGCUGUGAAUCCUUUUUUUUUUCUUUGUUUUCCUGCUUCGGGUUGAGCUCUUUCAUUCUGUCGUAAUGAAAGGAAAGAAUUCGAGCAGUGUAUCAUGUACAGAAAAUUAGAUGAAGUUUCAUAAAGGAUCUAACCUUGUCAA
Messenger RNA from Nelumbo nucifera (sacred lotus), 2004 nucleotides. RefSeq names its product phosphatidylglycerophosphate phosphatase PTPMT2. Lineage: Eukaryota; Viridiplantae; Streptophyta; Magnoliopsida; Proteales; Nelumbonaceae. The record is from RefSeq and is a predicted model, not a curated record. Gene Ontology annotation, molecular function: phosphoprotein phosphatase activity. Gene Ontology annotation, biological process: protein dephosphorylation.